GUGUGGCACUUGGCCAGGCAGGUCACAUAUAGAGGGGCGGCUUUAGGAUAUUGGCCUAGGCCUAGCUUUAGUUUCGUGGAAUGAAAUAAGGAAUGCUACUAAAAGUAACGAAUUUUCAUUUUAAUGUAACAAGAAGUCCACAAUGAUGAUCAUACAGUACAAACAAAAAUGUGCAUUUUUGUGCAGUGUGGUGAAGAAGAGCACAAUCUUUGCGAAAAAUAAUCCAAACAUUUAUGUUCAGUCUCAAAUGGUGCCAUCUUUCAAAAGAAUAUUGGUUAAUAAUUUAUGUUUAAGAAAGCAAGAUAAUGGCAGUGUUACAUGCUUUACAAGAACUAUGACAAGCAACAAGACAUCAAUUUCAGUGGUAAGUUUACACGGAGGACUCCCUCAAAAGACAUUGCAGAUUCUCUGUUGGUUACCAACACUUUUAAACAUGGUUCCUUAUGGAUUUGUUGCUUUUAAAUCGACCAACUCGCAACUAAUUAAACAAAGAAGAAAAAUGAAAUAUCCUGAAUUGAAUGAAGAUGAUUUGGAGGAACAGUUUGUCAGAGGAAGUGGACCAGGAGGACAGUCGACAAACAAGACGAGUAAUUGCGUUGUUUUGAAGCAUAAACCGACAGGGAUUAUAAUUAAGUGCCACCAGACUCGAUCGCAACAUGAGAACCAGAUAAUCGCAAGACGUUUACUACAGGAAAAACUUGAUCAGCAUCUGCACGGCGAGAACAGUCAAAUAAAUCAACAAAAUAUGUUAAACAAGAAGAAACAGAGUGAAAAGAAAAGGAAAACUAGGAUUAAACUAGAAAAACUAAAAGAACUGAGAGAGAAACUUAAUUCCGAAAAUGAAAAAUGAAAUAAUAGUGUUUAAAUUGUUCUAUUUUGAUAUUAAAUGUACACUUCAUGAUUUUGUUUCUAUAUCUUCGUAUAUCAUCAAAUUAUAAAAGCAGUGGCAUAAAUAUGAGCUCUCACUAGCUAAAGCCAUUGAGCUCUGACCCUGGGCAUUUUGUUGCCUGGGCCCAUUGCCUGGGGUCUAGGGGCCGUCUAGGGUCUCAGUGGAUCGAGGAGUCCCCCGGAAGCUACAACCUUUUAACGGAUUAGAGGACUAAUUUAAUCGAUUAUAGAGUGCUUAAUUUUAUCAGGUCAUGAAAAAUAAAGUAUGGAAACAUGAAAAGUAAAAGCUAUCCUUCCUUUUAUUGAAAAGUAGAGCUGAAAAGAUUCAUAGCAUAAAAAAAAAAAUGACUAUGGCACCUCUAUAUGGCUGGAAAUGACACUCUUGGACUUACAAUUUGAGUAGAAUUUUCUUUUUUCUCAGUUUCUGUUAAAUUUUUGAAAAAUUUAGGGGGGCCCCUUAAUCUGCUACUGUCUUAAUAUAUUUAUUCAGUAUUUAUUUGACAAUCGAAUCUCUAUCACAUCUAACUUUCAUGUAUAUUGAUGGUGUACAGGGUCCAAGUCUUUGAGAAUUAUUAAUUAAUGACACAAAGCAUAUACUAUUUGAUACAUUGUAAACAUAAAUUCUAGAGUAGUAGAAGUCAUGGAAAUAUUAAUGAAAAAGAAUUAAAAGCAAUUAAUUACGAGCUUUCAUUGAUUCAACGAUCAGGUUUAUUUCAAGUCUCGUUGAAAAAACACAUAAUACUGGAUGAAUGUAUAUACGUUUAAUAAUUUUUAUUUAUUUAUUUUAUUUUUCAUCUAGCACCCUGGGGCCUGGGACAUGGAGCACUUGCCCCGGAAGCCCCAUCCUCUCGACGGCACUGUCCAGACCUAAUGGGACCCAAUGGCUUAAAAAAUAGUUAGAAUAAAUAGUAUGGUUCCAUAUUGUUCAACAUUUGCGGUACAGUAUCUUGAAAAAAUAAUAAGACUUUUAACUACAUAACCAAUUGAUAAUCUGCAAACCUUAUCAAGUUAUUACUGUUAGGCCUAGUAAGUUACUGCUUACCUGAAUGCCUAAUGCACUUUAGACAAAUACAGUAUUGAUAAUUUUCCUGAGCCAGUCACUUUUAAUGUGUACAUUGAUAGAAUAUGUUUGCU
Anneissia japonica is the source of this 2022-nucleotide messenger RNA. Its product is annotated as peptide chain release factor 2-like. The coding region runs from base 143 to 850 and encodes 235 amino acids. Lineage: Eukaryota; Metazoa; Echinodermata; Crinoidea; Comatulida; Comatulidae. Gene Ontology annotation, biological process: translational termination. Gene Ontology annotation, molecular function: translation release factor activity. The transcript is spliced from 3 exons. The record is from RefSeq and is a predicted model, not a curated record. Gene Ontology annotation, cellular component: mitochondrion.